Molecule: messenger RNA, 2689 nt
Organism: Bursaphelenchus okinawaensis
Lineage: Eukaryota; Metazoa; Nematoda; Chromadorea; Rhabditida; Aphelenchoididae
Source: the annotation of a GenBank genome assembly
AUGGCAACUUCAAAUGCUGCUUUCACCAAGAAACUGAGGGUAUGUUUAUGUCCAUUAUGUUUAUAUUAUUUUAUAUUGUAAUUGCAACUUUUUUCUAGGGGAUCUAACGUGUUUAAAAGAGCUUUAUUAAUCUAAUUUUUGUUGUGGUUUUUUAAUUAAUUAAUAUCUACUUUUUAAAUUAUUGGUUCAGCUAGCUAUAAAAGCAAAAAUAAAUGAACUUGGGGUAGAUGCUGAUGAUGAACUCCCGGACUAUGUUAUGGUGUUGGCAGCAAACAAGAAGGAUAAGAAGUUGAUGCGCGAUGACCUUAAUAUAUUUUUGGGUAAAAGUACCACGACUUUUGUAGAUUGGUACGUUCUAGACAUCUUUAUUGGCUUUUUAUGUAAAUAUAUUAAUUUUUGUAAUUGUGUAUUCGAUCUUGUUAUAACAUAUCUUUUCAGGUUGUUCGAUGCGUUUGAACGGAUACAAAAGGGUGUGGGAGCGGCUAAACAGCCUGAACCGGAAAAGUAAGUUAACAUGUUUUAGAUUUAUUUUGUUUUUAGAAAGCUGUCAGAUAGCAUAAAGAGCCUGCCAUCAGAAGAAGGAGAUGCUAUGUCAAAGUUUAACAGAGGAAAGAACCAUCGAGUAGAAGAAGAACACGAAGAGGACAAAAAGAAGAAGAAAGCAAAGAAAAAGAAGUCUAAAAAAGAAGUAGGUUAUCAAAUCUUUUUUGAUAAUCAGUAGACGAUUUUAUGAUAAAACUAACUUAUUAUAUUGCUUAUAAGUAAACUUGGUCUGGGAGCUGUUGCUUUCUUUACAGUUUUAGGAAAAAUAUUUUAAAGCUUCAAAAGGUUUUUAGGAAUCCCCAGAAGGCUUCAUGAACACAUUUGAGCAAAUUCAAAGUCCUAAACGAACGAAACACAAGAAACAUACAGUAGAAGAAUCCCCAACACCACCACACCAGCAUAAACAUCAUGACAAAGAGAAGAAACAUAAGAAAAAGAAACGAACGCCAUCACCGAUCUACAACGAGGAAAAGAAAACACUAAAAUAUGACGUGAUUUCGGAUGCAGAAGACGAAGUUCAGAUUUUGCCCCGAGAAGAAAAUGCGGAACAACAAGAAAGGCCGAAAUUCAAGCAACGAUUGCAGUCACAAGUAGGAUUAGUUAUCAAUAGCAAUACUGGCAGCGAGUUUUCCGAAAAUCAUCAUCGAAAACACGAAAAACAUCAUAGAAAGGAACGAGAUUCAAAGUAAGUCAUUUUAGGAAAAUAUACAUUAUAAUUUUCACUAUUAUUAAGAAGUUGUGUCGUUUCUCGGUUUUACGAUUCACUAAAUUAUAAUUUUUAGAGUUCACGUUAGCAAGAAUGCUAUCUUCAAACGUGCUGUAUCAUCCGCAAAGUUAGUUGUAAAUGUAGAUAGUAUUACUUCCAAAGCCGACAACAGCCAGACGAAGGUUUUGGUGGAAACAAAGGAAACGGCAUGUCAGGCUGAUUCUCCAGAUCCUACGAUUCAUCACGGUACAGAGAAAGAAGAACAGAAGCCUGUCAAAACGGUCAGGAAGCGACGAGCUGAUGAUCCUUGUAAGUUUUGUCUCAAAAAUUCUAUUAGGUAACAACUGUAUUCCUUUUAGUCGACAGUUUUUUGAAACAUAUUUUAAUUUGUACAUCUUUUGUACCUAAUUAUAAACAAAUCAUAUUUUUAGUAAGAACGGUAGCUCGUUUAAUGGGAAUGGAGCUUAAUAAGGUCAAGAAAAAGCCGGUAGAGGUGCCCGAAGUUGUCGAAGAAGAGAAAAAGGACAUAGCCAUAAGCACGGAAGAGGGUUCUGUAAGUCAUAGUAUUAUCUUUGACUUUUUUGCUGAUUGUGCGAGUUAUUUAACAUUUUUCAUUAAGGAAAAUUUGUUUUAAUUCAAAUUUUCUUAUUUUUAGAGUGGCACUGUUUCGAAAACUCCAUCGUUCUCUGGCUGGAACGGUCAAAUCACAUUGGGCGAAACGAGUAGCAGCAGCGACGAAGGAGAAGAAGCCGAAAUAGAUGCUCUAGUAGCAAGUGCAAUUCAAGAGCGUCAGGUAUUAGGCUCACAACUUCCUCCAACGGCCGCUCUUUCACGUCCUCAAUUAUAUGCAUCACAACAGGAAACAAUACAAACUUUGUUGAAACAAUCAGUCAUUACUCAUACUCAGAUCACUCAACAACAAGUAUCAGUGGCAGCACAACCGUCGCCUGUCAUCCCAGUCAACGAAAGAUGCCGAUUCUGGCCGAACUGUACCAAAGGACCAACUUGUCCUUAUAUCCACCCAACACAAACGUGCUCAAAGUUCCCUGGUUGCUUCUACGGGAACAAGUGCGUCUACAUUCAUCCAUUAUGCAAGUACGGAAUCAGCUGUACUCGGCCUAACUGUCCUUACACACAUAUCGAGGCUUCGGUGUAAGUUGGGUUUAGUUAUGGAUGAUAUAAUACUAUUAGUAUACUAUAAUAUAAAAUCUCUUUUUACAAUAUUUUCAUGACAUUAUUUACAGUACAACGCCCACCAAAGUCCCUCCGCCUCCUCCAAAAUCGACGAUCAUGUGCAAGUUCAAAGGACGCUGCGAGAAUCCAGGCUGUGAGUUCAAACAUCCUCCACCGUGCAUCUACGGAAUGGCAUGUAGAACAUACGGAUGCACGUUCCUGCAUCGAAAGCCCGACCUCAGCAAGUUUAAGUGGUCGAAAACGUAA